Messenger RNA from Peromyscus eremicus (cactus mouse), 735 nucleotides. RefSeq names its product small ribosomal subunit protein eS6-like. Gene Ontology annotation, cellular component: ribosome. Gene Ontology annotation, molecular function: structural constituent of ribosome. The coding region runs from base 1 to 735 and encodes 244 amino acids. Gene Ontology annotation, biological process: translation. The record is from RefSeq and is a predicted model, not a curated record. Lineage: Eukaryota; Metazoa; Chordata; Mammalia; Rodentia; Cricetidae. The transcript is spliced from 2 exons.
AUGAAGCUGAAUAUCUCCUUCCCUGCCAUCGGCUGUCAGAAACUCAUCAAAGAGAACGAGUGCCAGCUUCCUACAUUCUACAAGAAGCACAUGGCCACAGAAGUAGCUGCUGAUGCUCUGGGUAAAGAGUGGAAGGGUUAUGUGGUCCGAAUCAGUGGCGGGAAUGGCAAACAAGGUUUUCCCAUGAAGCAAGAUGUUUUGACUCAUGGCAGAGUGCACCUGCUGUUGAGUAAGGGGCAUUCUUUUUUUUUACCAAGGAGAACAGGAGAGAGGAAGGAGAAGUCUGUUCAAGGAUGCAUCGUGGAUGCCAAUCUCAGUGUUCUCAACUUGGUUAUUGUAAAAAAAGGAGAGAAGGAUAUUCCUAGACUGACAGAUACUACUGUGCCUUGUCGUUUGGAACCUAGAAGAGCUAGCAGAAUCCGAAAGCUUUUUAAUCUCUCUAAAGAAGAUGAUGUCUGCCAAUACGUGGUCAGAAAGCCGUUAAACAAAGAAGGGAAGAAGUCCAGGAUCAAAGCACCCAAGAUUCAGGAACUUGUUACUUUGUGUGUCCAGCAACACAAAUGCCAUCGUAUUGCUCUAAAGAAACAAGAAAAAAAGAAAAACAAGGAGGAGGGUGAAGAAUAUGCUAAACUUUUGGCCAAGAGAGUGAAGGAAGCCAAAGAAAAGCGCCAGGAAGGAGGCAGGCUGUGCGCUCUGAGAGAUUCUACUUCUAAGUCUGAGUCCAGUCAAAAAUAA